Molecule: messenger RNA, 3439 nt
Organism: Populus trichocarpa (black cottonwood)
Lineage: Eukaryota; Viridiplantae; Streptophyta; Magnoliopsida; Malpighiales; Salicaceae
Product: cation-chloride cotransporter 1
Exons: 13
Coding region: 249-3203 (984 amino acids)
Biological process (GO): monoatomic ion transport; transmembrane transport
Cellular component (GO): membrane
Molecular function (GO): chloride:monoatomic cation symporter activity
Source: RefSeq, a predicted model, not a curated record
GAAUCUGUCUCUUAUUUUGAUUUGUACUCCAGUUCAGAUAAAGCACGGCUUUAUCCUCUUGAUUUUUUUAUCCUCUUGACUUUUCCAUGAAAUCUGAGUAAUAUUUACGUUUCUUUGCUUCUCUUUAAUUGUGUCGCAUGCAUUCUGGAGAGAGAUCUGUAUCAUUUCAGUUUGGAAUUGGAUCUCCAUCAACUACCAAACUCGCUGACGAAUACUAACUAGAUCGAUCUUGGAAAGCGAAAGUGAAAAUGGACAACGGAGAUAUUGAAGGUGGUGGUGGUUUAGAAGACGAAUUCCACACCAACCAGAGUGGUCGCAAAUACAGGCCUGUGGUGGCUCACGAUCCCGCCGUCCUUGAGAUGUCCUCCAUUCCUCCCGGAUCCUCCUCCUCCAAUCACCAAUCUAGCCUCAAGAAAAUCAUACCAGGAGGUUCCACCCAAGCAAAAACAAACACGAAUACUGGUGGUGUGAAUGAUAAUAGUACAAAUGGGUCAGAGAGGGAGCACAAGUUGGAAUUGUUUGGUUUUGAUUCCCUUGUCAAUAUUCUUGGUCUUAAGAGUAUGACAGGGGAGCCAGUAGCCGCACCGUCCAGUCCCAGGGAUGGUGAAGAUGGUUCUAUCUCUUUUGAUCGAGAUCGCCCAAGGCCCAAUGACCUUAAACUGGGAACAAUGAUGGGUGUUUUCAUCCCAUGCUUGCAAAACAUACUUGGAAUUAUCUACUACAUUCGAUUUUCGUGGAUUGUUGGCAUGGCUGGUAUAGGUGAAUCUCUAGUGCUGGUAGCUUUUUGUGGAUUGUGUACUUUCCUAACAGGAAUUUCACUGAGCGCUAUUGCAACUAAUGGUGCAAUGAAGGGUGGGGGGCCAUAUUACCUCAUUGGUCGUGCCCUUGGUCCAGAGAUUGGAGUGAGUAUUGGAUUAUGUUUCUUCCUUGGGAAUGCGGUUGCUGGAGCUCUUUAUGUACUGGGAGCUGUUGAAACCUUUUUAAAAGCCGUGCCUGCUGCUGGGAUGUUCAAAGAGACCAUAACAAAAGUUAAUGGCACAGACAUUCCGCAUCCCAUACAAAGUCCAAGUUUACAUGACCUCCAAAUUUAUGGAAUUGUUGUUACAAUCAUCCUAUGCUUUAUUGUGUUCGGUGGAGUGAAGAUGAUCAAUCGAGUUGCACCUGCUUUCCUCAUUCCUGUUCUGUUCUCGCUGCUCUGCAUAUUUAUUGGGAUAUUUUUGACGAAGAAGGAUUACCCUGCCGAUGGAGUCACAGGCUUGAGUUUGGAAAGUUUUAAAGAAAACUGGAGUUCUGAUUAUCAAUUUACUAAUAAUGCUGGAAUACCUGAUCCUGAAGGAAAGGUCUUCUGGAAUUUCAAUGCAUUGGUUGGCCUAUUUUUCCCUGCUGUAACGGGAAUUAUGGCAGGCUCUAAUAGAUCAGCAUCACUUAAAGACACGCAGCGUUCAAUUCCCAUUGGUACACUGGCUGCAACUCUUACAACUACCGUUCUAUAUUUAGUUUCUGUGUUAUUCUUUGGAGCACUUGCAACUAGAGACAAGCUCUUGACGGACAGGCUACUUACAGCUACAAUUGCCUGGCCUUUCCCUGCCAUCAUCUACAUUGGUAUCAUUCUUUCAACCUUGGGUGCUGCUCUUCAAAGCUUGACAGGAGCCCCACGCCUGCUUGCAGCCAUAGCCAAUGAUGACAUUCUGCCAAUUCUUAACUAUUUCAAAGUUGCAGAUGGACACGAGCCUCACAUUGCUACUCUCUUUACUGCAUUUCUCUGUGUUGGGUGUGUCGUUAUUGGGAAUUUAGAUCUUGUCACACCAACUGUAACUAUGUUUUUACUUUUGUGUUAUAUGGGCGUGAACUUGUCUUGCUUCCUCCUGGAUCUUCUAGAUGCUCCCAGCUGGCGACCACGGUGGAAAUUUCACCAUUGGAGCCUUUCUCUUCUUGGAGCAUUACUAUGCAUAGUCAUCAUGUUCUUGAUUUCUUGGUCAUUCACUGUUGUGUCUCUGGCACUAGCAAGCCUCAUUUAUUAUUAUGUCAGCAUUAAAGGAAAGGCUGGGGACUGGGGUGAUGGCUUCAAGAGUGCAUAUUUUCAACUAGCUCUCCGCAGUCUUCGAUCACUGGGAGCUAACCAAGUGCACCCAAAGAAUUGGUAUCCAAUCCCCCUUGUAUUCUGCCGGCCAUGGGGAAAGCUGCCAGAAAAUGUUCCUUGCCAUCCCAAGCUUGCUGACUUUGCAAACUGCAUGAAGAAGAAAGGCCGUGGGAUGUCCAUAUUUGUCUCUAUAUUAGAUGGAGACUACCAUGAGCAUGCUGAAGAUGCUAAGGCAGCUUGUAAGCAACUAAGUACCUACAUUGAUUACAAGCGUUGUGAAGGUGUCGCAGAGAUAGUUGUAGCCCCCAAUAUGUCUGAAGGUUUUCGUGGAAUUGUCCAGACUAUGGGCCUUGGCAACCUGAAGCCCAACAUUGUGGUGAUGCGGUAUCCUGAAAUUUGGCGUCGUGAAAAUCUAAAAGAAAUACCAGCCACCUUUGUUGGAAUAAUCAAUGACUGCGUUGUUGCAAACAAAGCAGUUGUUAUUGUCAAGGGUCUUGAUGAGUGGCCCAACGAGUAUCAAAUGCAGUAUGGAACCAUUGACUUGUAUUGGAUUGUAAGAGAUGGUGGUCUAAUGCUGCUUCUUUCCCAGCUCCUUCGUACAAAGAAGAGUUUUGAGAAUUGUAAGAUUCAGGUCUUCUGCAUUGCAGAGGAGGAUUCGGAUGCAGAAGAACUCAAAGCUGAUGUGAAGAAGUUUCUAUAUGAUCUUCGGAUGCAGGCUGAAGUGAUUGUAAUAUCUAUGAAAUCCUGGGAUGCACAAAUAGAGGGUGGAUCUCAACAAGAUGAAUGGUUGGAAUCACUUACAGCUGCUCAGCAGCGCAUUGCUGGUUAUUUAGCUGAGAAGAGGUCGGUUCAGGGGGAUGGGGAUAAGCUGAUGGCUGAUGGGAAACCUGUAGUCGUGAACGAGCAACAGGUAGAGAAGUUUCUUUACACAACCCUGAAGCUAAAUUCUACGAUAUUGAGAUACUCAAGAAUGGCUGCUGUUGUGCUGGUGAGUCUACCCCCGCCUCCAGUAAACCAACCUGCUUACUUUUACAUGGAGUACAUGGAUCUAUUAGUAGAGAAUGUGCCAAGGCUUUUGAUUGUAAGAGGUUACCGUAGAGAUGUUGUAACUCUAUUCACAUAGUUGCCAGUGGUUUGCGUUCAGGAUGGUAGAUGCAGCAUCCCUACUUGUUCAUAUCUUUAUAUCUUUCCAAUUUUUGUAGUUUAAAUGUCACAUUCAUUCUUUUUACGGCCAUUCUUGCAGAAGUGGCAAUUUUUCUGCCUGUGUAAUAGUCACGGUAGAAACUUGGUAGUUUUUUCAACCCUUUGGGGACGUGCAUUUUAAAUAUACAAGGUAAAAUUGUGGGGUUGAGAGAUCAA